AGCAAUCCAAAGGAUUAUCAGCAUUGCUUUGCUUGUUUUGGUCUCUUUAAACGCAAGUUUUUGUGGAAGCAUGCAAAACGCUGCACACUUUUAAGAAAUGUUACAGAAAAAAUUCCUGGAAAAACUCGAAUACAGACGCUAUGUGCUAAUGCACAACCUGUUUCUAAACAGGUAAAUAACCAAGUGUGGAAACUUGUUAACCACAUGACACAAGAUGAAGUUGCAAUAGCAGUAAAAUCUGAUGAGUAUAUCUUAAAAGUAGGAGAAAAAAUGUACAACCGGCAGCGUGAAAAUGCCUCCCACCAUGAAAAUGUUCGACAGACGAUGCGAGGACUAGGAAGACUCUUAAUCCAAGGAAGGAAGGUGACCCCUCUCAAGCAAAUGAAAGAUUAUAUUCUUCCACAAAACUUUCACCAUGUUGUUCAAGCUGUUAAAGACGUUGCAGGAUUCAAUGAAAAAUUGAACAAGUUUCAGAAACCCACACUAGCCACAAAGCUAGGACAAAGUAUACAGCGAGUGGCAGAUAUCAUGGAGGCAGAAGCUCUCUCGUGUCAGAACAAUGUAAAGAAACGGGCUGUACAGGAGUUCAGACGGAUAUACAGUCUGACUUGGAACGACAUGAUCUCCUCUGCUGCAUACCGUACUGUGGAAGAAAAAAAAUGGAACAAAGCCAAGUUAAUUCCUUUGGCAGAUGAUGUGAAAAAAAUGCAUAUGUGCAUAAGUGACAGACAGGGAAAAUGCUACAAAAAGUUGAUGGAGGAGAAAACCUCAGCAAACUGGAGCAAUCUAGCUAAAGUGCUACUAGCACAGAUUAUUCUUUUCAAUCGCAGAAGAGAAGGGGAGGUAUCGAAGAUGUCUUUGGAAGCGUUUGUCAACAGGGACAAAUCCCCUGUUAAUGAAGAUGUUACUGAAGCACUGUCAGAGUUGGAGAAAAAGCUAUGUCAUCAUUUUGAACGUGUGGAAAUUCGAGGGAAACGGGGCAGGAAGGUUCCUAUUAUCCUUACUCCAGACAUGGUGGAAUCUCUGGAGCUCCUUGUAAAAGAGAGGGGCUCAUGUGGAGUUGGUGAGAACUCCUACUUUUUUGCCAGGCCAGGGUUUGAAACAAGACUUAGAGGGUCUGACUGCAUUCGUGAGUUGGCUAAAAGCUGUGGGGCCCAAAAACCUGAAGCACUCUCUUCCACAAAACUGAGAAAACAAGUGGCCACUCUGUCCCAAGUGCUGAAUCUAAAUGACACAGAGCAAGAUCUUCUAGCAGACUUUCUGGGACAUGAUAUAAGAGUUCACAGAAAGUUCUACCGACUCCCAGAAGGGACUUUGCAGUUGGCCAAAAUCAGUAAGGUACUAAUGGCCUGUGAACAAGGCAGACUUGCUGAAUUUAAAGGCAAAAGUCUGGACCAAAUAAGUAUCAGCCCCAAAGACACAUCUGAAGUUGGAGAAGAGAGCUCAGGGGAGGAAUCAGAAGAUACACAGGGGAAAUCUCUUUCAGGUAUGUAUGCAUUUAAAAUUGAUUUGAUUGUUUUUGAUUCAGCAAUUCAACAGUUCUGCUUCAAUCAUUAGUUUUGUGCACGUAAAGGCUUUGACACAUUAACACCAACACGGUGCCCACAGGGACCCUGUCGCCCAAGGAGCAUGUUCUAAAAAAUAGCAUUCAUUAUCAAGCAAGCAGCCAGCUACUAGUCCAUGGA
Molecule: messenger RNA, 1685 nt
Organism: Austrofundulus limnaeus
Lineage: Eukaryota; Metazoa; Chordata; Actinopteri; Cyprinodontiformes; Rivulidae
Exons: 2
Coding region: 205-1557 (450 amino acids)
Source: RefSeq, a predicted model, not a curated record